AUGAAGGCCAGUAAGAAUGCUUCCCAUCUUUCUCGUUCUCAUUUAGAGUCAGACGAGGGCUACGACGGGAGUGAUGAACAAGAUCGAUUGAGGCGCGCAGAUCAGCUCGCGGAUGCGAACACACGUUUGGGACUCACUGAAUCAUCACAGCCAAACCAUCAGCAGCGUGGAGCUAACCGGCCUGUCCGUAAGGCUUGUCAAGGACGCCGGUUUCGUGUGCGACUUUUGGAUCGGCUUGGUGUUGAACAAAGACUCCGCGACGAGGCUGAAAGUUUCCUCAAAGAAGAACUUUUUGCACACAUACCUCACAAACAGCUGAGUGCUGUCAAUCGGGUUCAGCCAUCAAUGCUUGUUAGUUUGGCGGCAAAACUAAAGGCUAGACAAAAGCGUUAA
This is a messenger RNA of Dicrocoelium dendriticum, 393 nucleotides long. NCBI's taxonomy places the organism in Eukaryota, Metazoa, Platyhelminthes, Trematoda, Plagiorchiida, Dicrocoeliidae. The record is from the annotation of a GenBank genome assembly.